AUGCUACACACGAAGCUUUCACUGCAGGUAAGAAAAGACCGGUGUCUUCUGACCAUAAGAAAGGAAGUUAGCGGGGCCAUUACUGACAACCAAUUUCUAGUGGGCUACAUUACGUGGUUCGAUGGGAGCAGUGCCAGUGCAGGUGCCCCACAGCCCCUGAUCUAUAUUAUAAAAGGUUAUCGAAUUCCUUUCAUAACCAAACCGCCACAUUUAAUGCCAGAAAAUCAACGGAUUACAUUAGAAUCAAUGACAACAUCAGCGGCCAUUGCCCAGAUGUUAUCUCAGAAGGUUUUAAAGCAGGUUCCAGCCUCACCAAGCUUCGUUUCACCAAUAUUUUUGGUACCAAAGCCCGAUGACAGAGAUCGACCUAUUCUGAACCUUAGCUUAAAAGCCUUAAACAAAUUUGUCAAAACAAAGCCUAAAUAUUCUUAG
Messenger RNA from Leptosia nina, 432 nucleotides. Lineage: Eukaryota; Metazoa; Arthropoda; Insecta; Lepidoptera; Pieridae. The record is from the annotation of a GenBank genome assembly.